UUCAGCUUGUGUUCACAAAUGAACUUGUCAGUGAUAUGGGGAGAAGCUGCAGAAGUGGAUCAGACCUUGAAGACAUCAGGAGGGGAGAUGCUGGAGCAACUACAACAGUGUCAGAAUGAGCGCCAUGAUCUGAACGUGAUACUAAAAACUGUGGCUCAAGACUCCAGAUGCAGUUUGUGUCCUGACCACUGGCUGUGGUGGAGGGGUCACUGCUACUUCUUCUCAUUUGAACUAGAAGAAAAUCGUAAAUGGAAAGAGAGUGCUGAGUUCUGCCAGCAACACAACAGCAGCCUGGCUGUCAUCAAAGACUCUGCAGAGAUGGAUUUUCUUCAAGAAAUAAUGGAAGAGUCCAUCCAGUGUCCUUUCUUGUGGGUGGGACUGACAGACAGCAAACAGGAGGGACGGUGGCUGUGGUGGGACGGGAUGGACGUCCAGCACUACAUGCCGAUUACUGUGGAGUGGGAUGCUGAUCACAGGGACUGUGCAGACCUGAGGGGAGGCAGAAAUCUGUUUGCCGCAGACUGUGAAGAGUACGGACCCUGGGCAUGUAAAAGAAAGUCCUGAUGUGCUGCCAAACAUCCAUCCAUACUUCAUAUUUACAACAUGCUCUUUAAAGACUCACUGAUUUAGCAUGUUGACUCAAGCUGUAAUGCAUCAUCUAAAGAUUCUAAAAAUACUUCAAGUGCGUAAAAUGUAAUUCAUCAGACAAAAGGUUUCAAAGUUUCAACACUGUCAAGUUAUUCAUGUGAAAUUUUUAUUCUGUACAGGUCUGAAAGUGCAGUAUAAAGUGCAUGCAAGUA
Messenger RNA from Melanotaenia boesemani (Boeseman's rainbowfish), 800 nucleotides. RefSeq names its product C-type lectin domain family 4 member M-like. The transcript has 4 exons. NCBI's taxonomy places the organism in Eukaryota, Metazoa, Chordata, Actinopteri, Atheriniformes, Melanotaeniidae. The record is from RefSeq and is a predicted model, not a curated record. Bases 19 to 564 code for a protein of 181 amino acids.